CCUGGUGAGCGGCAGACAGUGGUGAGCACAGCUAUGGCCCGGCCUCUGUUUGGCGGUGCAUUAUCAGCUGUUAUUCCCCCCAGUGUCCAGGAUAUCAGUGAACUGAGACAGAUCCCUGAUAAUCAAGAAGUGCUUGCUCACGCUCGGACAGAUCAGAGUAUUAUCAUUGAACUGCUGGAGUACCAAAGCCAAGUGCAAGAUGCUGACGCAGCCAGGUAUCACUUUGAGGACGUGGCCGCAAGUAACAAGGCGGUAGAGAACGGCUCCUGGGAGGUCAGAGGGGUGGAGCAGGUCCCUCAGUCAGAGCUAACAAUGCAGGAAUGCAGCUCUGCCUGGCUACUGUCUGGAGCUCAGCUGGUCUCUAAAUUCAAUGAGGAGGCCAAGAACACUGUGAACAUUCACCUGUGCUUGUUUCGUCUGCCGCAGUACACCACUGACAUCUUAGUGACGUUUAACGAUCCUGUUUGUAUCAAUCCCCUCAGCAGCAGUGCCGUUGAAAAUGUGGCUGCUGUACCAUGGACACUACAGGACUUCAAAGGUGUUCUGCAGUCAUUCUGUCUACUUGACCCUGGAGUGUUUGGGUAGAUGCUUCACGUACACAUUUAAAUGCAGUUGGUUUCCAUUAAAAAGCUUUUUUUUCCCAGAGGCUUUUACAGUUAUGCCUUUACAGUGACUGAACAGAUUAAAAAACGUUAACAGGUUAAACUGGCUAAAACACAGCUAGAAAGCUAGAGCCUCUAUAAAAUAUUUUUUUCUUUGAAGUGCAAGUACAAGGCUUAGCAUUUGUCUGAUUCAUAAGUGAGGAUGUACAAAUAGAGAAUCUUGAGUUACUGGUAAAAAGCAAAAAUAAAAAAAAUUUUAUAAUAAGAAAACAUUGUCUUCCUGAAACUGACUCACAUUUGAAAUCCGGUGUUUACUCAACUUGUUGCAUAUUUAGUUCAGUAAAAUUUCUCUGGAGUUUUCUUGUGGUUCUCUUAAAUGUUUGCAGUCAUCAUUGUCUUUUGUUUGCAGAUUCAAACAUCUCCAUUAUUUGACCACAAACCUAAUGUUUAACAACUUAACUGACACUCCAUGUUGAAACUCAGGUUUUCCUGAGUUACUCUGAAAUGUAAGACACUUUAACUCACUUAUCUUUAACUUGCCUAUCAUUCUGAAAGAGUGUAAGCACUAUUAAGAAAUGUAUAAUUUUGGGCCUUUAUUUAAAAAAUAGCACAAUCAGAACCUUUCACAACAAGGUUGUAAAUGAUAAACCUAUAGGUACAGGGAUCAAAAUGAAAACAAAAUGUAUUUUGAUGCAAGUAGAAUAUGCCCAUAGUUAAUCUGAUGAACUACACUUGUAAACCUAUAGAAAACUCUUCAUAAAUGCAUUAA
This is a messenger RNA of Sinocyclocheilus rhinocerous, 1371 nucleotides long. RefSeq names its product RAN guanine nucleotide release factor (gene rangrf). The coding region runs from base 34 to 585 and encodes 183 amino acids. Lineage: Eukaryota; Metazoa; Chordata; Actinopteri; Cypriniformes; Cyprinidae. Gene Ontology annotation, cellular component: nucleus. The record is from RefSeq and is a predicted model, not a curated record. The transcript has 6 exons. Gene Ontology annotation, molecular function: transmembrane transporter binding; small GTPase binding; guanyl-nucleotide exchange factor activity. Gene Ontology annotation, biological process: regulation of membrane depolarization; heart contraction; regulation of sodium ion transmembrane transporter activity.